This is a messenger RNA of Pochonia chlamydosporia 170, 1188 nucleotides long. RefSeq names its product MULE transposase domain-containing protein. Gene Ontology annotation, biological process: regulation of DNA-templated transcription. Lineage: Eukaryota; Fungi; Ascomycota; Sordariomycetes; Hypocreales; Clavicipitaceae. The transcript has a single exon. The coding region runs from base 1 to 1188 and encodes 395 amino acids. The record is from RefSeq and is a predicted model, not a curated record.
AUGGCGCACCCUCCAGGCGUUCCUAAACCGCAGGAUACGCUACCUGUCGAUUCGGCGGAUGAGUCUAUUAGCGACUCCGAUGAAUGUGACGAGAUCGACAACUCUAAGGAGUGGAAUGGUCGACCGUGGGAGGCGGUCUUUCCGUCGGACUCUGCUCUUCUGACAACAACUUAUCAAUCUCUUGAGUUACUCCUUGAUAAGCUCAAAGAAUUUUGUGUUCAGAAUGGGAUGGGCCUUAUCACGAUACGAAGUCAAAAGAAUAAGGCGAAGACUAGAACAAUAAAAUAUGAGCUAAUCUGUGACAAGAGUCGGUAUUACAACCCUAGGAAAUCAAUAGCCAAAAUACGGAACACGAAUACAACAAAGUUUGCUCCCAACUGCCCAUUCAAAGUCAUUGUUCAAUCCCUCCAGGCUAAGAACUACGAAUGGUCCCUGAGAGUUGUCAGCUCCCUUCAUCGAGACCACGCGCCAUCGCAAGAUCUUGCCGAGCACUACCACUGGAGAAAAUUAACGGAAGAACAAAUGAACUUUCUGGAAGGUCUUUGUCUUGACAAGACCAUCUCCACUCGGUCUGUUUACAAGCAACUCUGUCAAAAGUGGCCUAAGAUUGUUAUUCGCAGGAGAGAUGUUUAUAACUGGCGAUGGAAAGUCAACCAAAGCAAACGUCAAGGGUACGGUCCUGCCAACGACUUUGUACGGACGCUUUCUGAGUCGAAGAAUGUGUGGAUAUGGGGGUUAGACUGGAUUGAGGACGAAUGCCGCUUUAGAAAUGCUGCUUGGGGAUAUCAUAAAGGUGGGAAAAUGUGGCAACAAUUCUCGUCAUGUCUCCAGAUUGAUGCGACAUAUAAGACUAACUGCUAUAAAAUGCCCUUGGUUACUGUUGUAACCGUAUCAUCAGAGAAGACUUCCAUGCCAAUAUGCUAUGGUCUUCUCAACAACGAGCAAGUUCCUACUUUUGAGUGGUUCCUCCAACAGCUAUUAAGAUUCCAACGAGCGGGCAACAUCGCUCCCCCACAGGUUAUUAUCACGGACAAAGACGAUCAGUUGCGUGCUGCGGCACGGCACAUCUUCCCCAACGCGCAACUUCAGCUUUGCGUUUUCCAUAUUAACAGUAAUGUGGUCUUAUCCAUCAAGAAAUGGUGGAAGAAACCCAUCGACUCAGAAAUAGAUGGAGAUGAUGACGAUUAA